Chinchilla lanigera (long-tailed chinchilla) is the source of this 5654-nucleotide messenger RNA. RefSeq names its product kinase non-catalytic C-lobe domain (KIND) containing 1 (gene Kndc1). Lineage: Eukaryota; Metazoa; Chordata; Mammalia; Rodentia; Chinchillidae. The record is from RefSeq and is a predicted model, not a curated record. Gene Ontology annotation, molecular function: guanyl-nucleotide exchange factor activity. Gene Ontology annotation, biological process: small GTPase-mediated signal transduction.
UCACGUCACCAAGAACGCCCGCUAAGCCCCCAGGCGUCCCGCGCACCCUCCGAAGUGACCACUGGCCCUCAGGGCACCGCCCCCAGCCCCGCCCCAGGCGUCCCCCGCUCCGCCGCUCGGCGACACUGCGGCAGGCGGCGGGCGCGUUGCCAUGGCGGCCGGGCGCGCGUAGCCGGCGGUGCCCAGCACGGCCGGGCGAGCGCAGAGGCGGCGGCCAGCUGGGGAGGGGACCUGCUAGGGAGAGAACACGGGGGGAGGGGACCUGGAGGGGUACGCGGACGCGGCCGGAGACCCAACCUGCCGCGCAGGCCCCUGCCAAGCGCGCACCAUGCAGGCCAUGGACCCGGCCGCCGCGGGCUUCUACGAGGAAGAUGUCAAGGACCUGGACUUCUACGACUUUGAGCCGCUGCCCACCCUGCCGGAAGACGAGGAGAACGUGUCCUUGGCUGACAUCCUCUCCCUGCGGGACAGUGGCCUCAGCGAGCAGGAGGCCUGGGCUGUAUGCCUGGAGUGCAGCCUGUCCAUGCGGAGCAUUGCCCACUCUGCCAUCUUCCAGACCCUGUGCAUCACACCCGACACUCUGGCCUUCAACACCAGCGGAAACGUGUGCUUCAUGGAGCAGCUCAGUGAUGACCCCGAGGGUGCCUUUGUCCCCCCAGAGUUUGACCUGACCGGGAACACCUUUGAGGCUCACAUCUACUCUCUGGGAGCCACACUGAAGGCUGCCCUCGAGUAUGUGGCAGAUCCUGAGCUGGAGCCCAAGCUAAGCCUGGACCUGGAGACACUGCUGGGCCAAAUGCAGGCAGAGGAUCCCAGAGACCGGCCAGAUCUGAAGAGCAUCAUAGCACUAUGUGAGGAGAAGAUGCAGCCCAUGUCCUCAUGCCGCCUAUGCCGGAGUCUCUCAGCCAUCGGGAGGAGGGUGCUAUCCAUCGAGUCCUUUGGAGCAUUUCAGGACGUCAGCGAGAACACCUGGAAGGGGAGAUCUGCUCCAAGAAGUGUGGGGCCCAAGAGACCCCCUGGAGACCUCUGCGCUGACCCAGAGGCCCUGUCCACUCCUGAGGGCCAGCCCCAGCCUCCUGCCCCCAGAGACCCAGAGCGGGAGGCCAGCCGGGGCCCCAGGCCCCCACCCACCAAACCACUGCUAUCAGCCCCCAUGAAAAAUGGUGAGAGCCCCAGCCGGGAGGGGCUGGCCAGCCUUGUUCUGGACACCACAUCCCUCCUUGGUGAGCCCGACAGAGACAUACUCAAGAGGAGCCGCCUGAGGAAGGUGCAGACGUUCCCCAGGUUGCUGUCUGAGGGCCCUGAGGCCAAUGCCUUUUGCCUAUCACUGACCAGCUCGAAAAAGCAGCUAACUAUAUCUGACUUCUUCCCCCCGGAUCCCAGGAAGUUCCUUCUGGAGGGGAAAAAUGGCCUCUCAAGCUUCAGGGCACAGUCCAAAAGCAGGCUGUGGCCUGAGCAGGAACCCAGACUCCAGCUAGAAGAGGCACUGGGAUCCAGCCACAGCACAGACAGAGAGCCAGGAGCCUCAGGACAGCCAGAUACUUCAUCCCCUGACCAGGGGCCUGCAGAGAACAGACCCUCGCCCCACCCUGUAGACCUUCAAGAUGCAGGCCACGAAACCCAGACUCCUGGAAACACCGAGGGGAUUCUGGAAGGAGGCGGGAAGCCAGGAAGCACUGCAUCGGAGCAGGCCUCAGUGUACUGUGUGGCCGCUGUGCUGUGGACAGCAGCCAAAUUCAGCGUCCCCCGUGACCAGAAGCUGGCCCUACCACGCAGGCUCAAGACUCUCCUCCUGGACAUGGCCAGGCGCUGCGCUCCAGAGCGGCCAUCUGUGGCUGAGGCCAUCAAGGUCUGUGGGAGCUACCUUCUCCAGCGGGGCAUGGAUAGCAGAAAGAUCCUAGCCCACCUGCGGGUGUCCACCUACAAGGUUCACCAGGAGGAAGAGACCAUCGGUCUCCAAAAUGCCUUCUCAGUGGUUGAACUGAAACCCCGCACAGCACCAGCUCCCAAGCCCAGCCCAGGCUUCCUGUCAGUCAGCAGUGACACCAAACUUGUAGCCAUGCCGGCGCCUGUGCGCAGUCCACCUUCCUGCUGCGAAGAAACCAGAGAGCUGCCUGCAGCCUUCACCUCUGAAGCCACUCACUUUAAGCCCAUCAUCCUUGCUCAAGACGCAGGUGUGCCCAGGGCCCAGGUUUCUUUGUCCUCAGGUUCAGCUGAGAAGCUCAAGGAGAAGAAUGAGCAGUUGGUGGGGGAGGAUGAAGGGAGCCAGGCAGCCCAGGACCUCUCUGAGGCCACAAACCUGAAGACCGUUAAUCAGCUGGCACCCAGUCCAGAGCUGCAGGGAGAAACCCUGGAACCUGUCAGGGAGUCAGUGCCACACAGCUUGGCCCAGGAGUGCUCCUGCCAACCAGGCCCCAAACCAGCCAACCCACAAGAAGGGGACACACCAGCGAUGCCCAGCCCCUCUGCCCCCACCCCACCCCAGAAGGUACUGACACUGCCUCCUGAGCAAGGGCCAGAUGGGCAAGCUCCACCUGGAGCCACUCUGCCUCCAAGGCCCACCUCAGCCAACCAAGGCCCCCGUCACCCGUGCAAGCCACCCAAGAACAAGGCUGCCGAGACUGAAGGCCCCCGGCCAGUGGCACGGGGCCCAACACUAGCUGCAGUGAGUCCAGACAGCCCUAGGAGCCCAGGCAAUCACCCUGAGAGGGCCUGGCCAGCAGACCGCAAGCUAUGUCCAUCCAGUGUGGAUACCUCAUCCCCGCCGAAGAAGACAACCUGUCCCUCCCUGCAGGAGGCCAUGCGCCUCAUCCAGGAGGAGUUUGCCUUUGAUGGCUACCUGGACAACGGGCUGGAGGCUCUGAUUAUGGGGGAAUAUAUUUACGCCUUGAAAGACCUCACCUUUGCCACUUUCUGUGGUGCCAUAUCUGAGAAGUUCUGUGACCUGUACUGGAAUGAACAGUUGCUACAAAACCUCUUCAAAGUGGUCAAUGGACCAUCCUCGCCCUCUGAGAGCACUUCUGAGGACACAGGGUCUCAGCUCCAGAGUUCGCCAGGCAGCUGUGCAACCUCCAGCAAAAGACCCUCAUUGCACGGACUGGGCAAAGAAAAAUCAGCUGCAGCCCGGGGCGGUGGAGGCCCCUGCUCACCCACCACGCUGUCAGACAUAGACUCAGACACACUCUCACAGGGAAACUUGGAGGUGGGAUUUCGGCCACAGAAGUCAAUAAAAGCAGCACGAGAGCAGCAGCCAGAAGCAGGUGUAGAUGGACAAGGCCCAAGCUUGGAGCCAGCUGCCAGGACCUCAGACACAGACCCUGUGACCCAGCUGGCCAGACCCAAUGAGGGCACCCAGGCAAUAUCUCUGGGCCCAGCUGAGUUUCAGAGCUGCAGCCCUGGCUGGUCCAGUGCCUUCUAUGAGGCUGACUGCUUUGGGGCUGACGUCUACAACUACGUGAGGGAUCUGGGGAGACAAAAGGCUGGUGGGCACCCAGAGCCUGAAGCCCAGAGCCCGGAGCUGGAGCAGCAGCUCAUGAUAGAGAAAAGAAACUACCGGAAGACCCUGAAGUUCUACCAGAAACUUUUACAGAAGGAAAAGCGCAACAAAGGCUCUGAGGUGAAGACCAUGUUGUCCAAGCUGAGAGGGCAGCUGGAGGAGAUGAAGUCCAAAGUGCAGUUCCUCAGCUUGGUCAAGAAGUACCUGCAGGUCAUGUACGCGGAACGUUGGGGCCUAGAGCCCUGCGCCCUGCCAGUGAUCGUGAACAUCGCGGCAGCCUCCUGUGACACACUAGACUUCAGUCCCCUGGAUGAGUCCUCCUCCCUCAUCUUCUACAAUGUCAACAAGCACCCGUGCGGGGGCCGACAGAAGAAGGCUCGCGUCCUACAGGCCGGCACACCACUGGGGCUCAUGGCCUACCUCUAUUCCAGUGACGCCUUCCUCGAGGGCUACGUCCAGCAGUUCCUGUACACCUUCCGCUACUUCUGCACACCGCACGACUUCCUGCACUUCCUCCUAGACCGUAUUAGCAGCACUCUGUCCAGGGCCCACCAGGACCCCACCUCGACCUUCACAAAGAUCUACAGGCGGAGCCUUUGCGUCCUGCAGGCCUGGGUGGAAGACUGCUACGCUGUGGACUUCACAAGGAAUGCAGGGCUGCUGGAGCGCCUUGAGGAUUUCAUCUCUUCCAAGAUUCUGCCCCUGGAUGGCUCUGCUGAGCAUCUGCUGGGCCUCCUGGAGGUGGGCACUGACCGGCGGGCUGAUGGCACCCCUAGGGGCACAGACCUGGAGGACCCUAAGGAGGCUGAGGAGGACACCAGACCUUUCAACGCCCUCUGCAAGAGGUUUUCAGAAGAUGGUAUCUCCCGAAAGAGCUUCCCCUGGAGGCUGCCCCGGGGCAAUGGGCUGGCACUGCCACACCACAAGGAACGCCAGUACACUAUCGCAUCUGCCCUGCCCAAGCCCUGCUUCUUCGAGGACUUCUACGGCCCCUAUGCCAAAGCCAGCGAGAAGGGGCCCUAUUUCCUGACUGAGUACAGCACGCACCAACUCUUCACUCAGCUGACACUGCUGCAGCAGGAAUUAUUUCAAAAGUGCCACCCUGUACACUUCCUAAACUCACGGGCCCUGGGUGUCAUGGACAAAAGCACAGCCAUUCCUAAAGCCAGCUCUUCUGAGUCUCUGUCUGCCAAAACCUGUAGCCUGUUUCUGCCCAAUUACAUCCAGGACAAGUACCUGUUACAGCUUUUAAGAAAUGCAGAUGAUGUCAGUACCUGGGUGGCUGCUGAAAUAGUGACCAGCCAUACCUCCAAGUUGCAGGUGAACUUGCUCUCUAAGUUUCUGCUGAUUGCAAAAUCUUGCUAUGAGCAGAGGAACUUUGCGACAGCCAUGCAAAUCCUGGGAGGAUUGGAGCACUUGGCCGUGAGGCAGUCCCCUGCUUGGAGAAUACUGCCUGCGAAGAUUGCAGAGGUCAUGGAGGAGCUCAAAGCUGUGGAGGUGUUCCUGAAGAGUGACAGCCUGUGUCUGAUGGAAGGACGGCGCUUCAGGGCCCAGCCUACUCUGCCUUCUGCCCGCCUCCUGGCCAUGCACAUCCAGCAGCUAGAGACUGGGGGCUUCACCAUGACCAAUGGAGCCCACAGAUGGAGCAAGCUCAGAAACAUAGCCAAGGUGGUAAGCCAGGUCCAUGCGUUCCAGGAGAACCCGUAUACGUUCAGCCCUGACCUCAAGCUGCAGGGGCACCUCAAGCAAAGGAUCGCACGUUUCAGUGGGGCCGACAUUUCCAUCUUAGCGGCAGACAACAGGGCCAACUUCCACCAGAUCCCAAGUGAGAAGCAUUCUCGGAAGAUCCAGGACAAACUACGGAGGAUGAAGGCCACAUUCCAGUAGCCAAGGAUGCAACUAAAUGUGGGAGUCCAGUGGGAACCAGACCUGCAGGAGGCAGCUGGGGAGCAAAGAGCCACUUCAGGGCCACCUGCUUGAGGCUGCUCCGCACCCAGAGCCCUGAGGAAUGUAGGUUUCCACCACCCCUUACUCCCCAGGUCAAGAGGUGGAGACUCAGAGGGACUCACGCAUGGCCGCUCCACGAGGAGGCCAAAGCCAGCUCCAACACAGACCCAGCACCCAGAACUGGCCUUUCCCAGGACAUGGGGCAGGGUGG